AAUUUAGGGAUGAAGAAGAGAAUUACGAAAUCGAUUUCGACCCGGUUAUCUAUUCGGACUAGACCCGACAUGUAGCAAGUUUCACAGGUGAGAUUUAUGGCGGCAAGCGUUAAAUAAACCCUUGAAAACCCCUAAAGCACGCAGCUAUUUCAUAAUAACAUCUUUCGCCUCAAAAGCAGCCAUGAAUCGAUCUAAGGCAAUCCUCGCAUCUCUUAGACUCACCAACUCGCUGCUCUCGACUCGCCUUUCUUCAUGUCGGCUUCUGUUUACUCGGGUGAAUCACUUCUCUGACCUCUACUCAUUUACUCUCUUAAAUCAAUCAAACACUUCACAUUUUGUCAAUAUUGCCCAUCAAAGGCUAUCAUUUUCCACAAAUUCAAACUCUAUUGUAGAGCUUAUUUUAGCCUAUGAUUGGUCUGACGAAUUAGAGAACAAGUUAGAAGAAUUGAAUCCAAAAAUGUCCCAUGAAAUUGUCAUCUAUGUUUUAAAGAAACUUGAUAAAGACCCAGAAAAAGCAUCGGCUUUCUUCGAUUGGGUUUGCGAUAAAAACGGAUUUAGACCAAGUUCUUCUAUUUAUAGUAUGAUGCUCAGGAUAUUAGUAAACAACGAGUCAAUGAAGCAGUUUUGGAUCGUUCUAAGGAAAAUGAAAGAACAGAAGUGUUGUAUUGAUGAAGAAACUUAUAAUACUAUUUUGGGGGUUCUAAAGAAGGCUAAGAUGGAUAGUGAUGUGGUGGCUUUGUACCAUUUUCAUGAUAGGAUGGUUCAGGAGAAUGCUGCGGUUAGUGUUGUAAAGAAAGUGGUCGAUGUUCUGUUAGGGACAGAUUGGUGUGACAAGGUGAAGAAAGAAUUGGAGGGCAUGAAAAUUGAGUUGUCGGAUGAUUUUGUUAUAAGAGUUCUGAGAGAACUUCGAAAUUAUCCUUUGAAAGCUUUGAGCUUUUUCAAUUGGGUUGCUGAGUAUACGGGUUCUGAACAUAAUGCCAUAAUGUAUAAUGCUAUAUUAAGGGUUCUUGCCCAGCGUGAUUCGAAGGAGGAAUUUUGGAGUGUUGUUGAGUUAAUGAAGAAUGCGGGGCAUGAGAUGGACUUUGACACUUACAUAAAGAUUUCAAGACAGUUCCACAAAUUUAAGAUGAUGAAUGAUGCGGUGAGGCUUUUUGAGUUUAUGAUGGAUGGCCCAUAUAAGCCUUCAGUUCAGGAAUGUAGCUUGCUUUUACGAAUUAUUUCAUUAGGUGAAAACCCUGAUUUGGAUUUGGUGUUUAGAGUUGCAAAGAAAUAUGAGGCAACAGGGAAUUUUCUCUCUAAGCCAGUUUAUGAUGGGAUCCAUAGGUCUUUGACAAGGGUGGGAAGGUUUGAUGAAGCAGAGAAGAUAAUGAAGGUUAUGAAAAAUGCGGGAUAUGAGCCUGACAACAUCACAUAUGGCCAACUGGUUUUUGGACUUUGUAAAGCAAGGAGGUUUGAAGAAGCCUCCAGGGUGCUGGAUGAAAUGGAAGAAAAUGGAUGUAUUCCUGACAUCAUGACAUGGACCACUUUGAUUAAAGGGCAUUGCAUUGCUAAUGAAGUUGACAAGGCAUUAAUGUGUUUUGCAAAGAUGAUGGAGAAAAAUAUUGAUGCUGAUGCUGAUCUGUUGGAGGUCUUGAUAAAUGGUUUCCUUCAUCAAAAAAGGGUAAAGGGUGCAUAUGAAUUGCUUGUAGGGAUGGUAGAAAAGUCUCAUAUAAGACCUUGGCAAUCUACAUUUAAAUUUCUUAUAGAAAAGCUUUUGGGGGUAAGUAAACUUGAAGAAGCAAUGAACCUCCUACGAUUAAUGAAGAAACAGAACUACCCACCUUACCCUGAGCCCUUUGUUCAGUAUAUUUCGAAGUUCGGGACUGUGGAAGAUGCUUCAGAAUUUUUGAAAGCAUUGAGUGUGAAGGAGUACCCAUCCUCUUCUGCUUAUCUUUAUGUUUUCCAAUCCUUCUUUAAUGAAGGUAGACAUUCUGAGGCCAGAGAUCUGCUAUAUAAGUGCCCUCAUCACAUUCGCAAGAAUUCUAAAAUCUCUGAACUUUUUGGUUCUGCAAAGAGUGACACAGUUGCCGUUCAUUCAGGGAAGCAGUCUAAUGUUUAGAUCUAGUUUCAUGCUAUGCAACAAGCAAAUAUCUGUAUUUCUACAGCAAAGGCUCCUUCAUUUUAGAUCCAUGUGUUCGGCUUAAUUAAGCUAGUUGUACAAAGAUUGUGACUAGAUUUCAGAGGCUUUGCUAGGUUUUCAUUCUGAACAUGAGUGGCACUGCCAGUUGGUAUGUGAGCUUCAGAAAUUUAAGCUUUUAAUUUCAAUGUGUUUUUGUUUCAGUGUUAUAAAACAUUAUGCAUUCUAUCUCAA
Mangifera indica (mango) is the source of this 2350-nucleotide messenger RNA. Its product is annotated as pentatricopeptide repeat-containing protein At3g48250, chloroplastic. The coding region runs from base 182 to 2098 and encodes 638 amino acids. The transcript has a single exon. Gene Ontology annotation, molecular function: protein binding. The record is from RefSeq and is a predicted model, not a curated record. Lineage: Eukaryota; Viridiplantae; Streptophyta; Magnoliopsida; Sapindales; Anacardiaceae. Gene Ontology annotation, biological process: RNA splicing.